Molecule: messenger RNA, 465 nt
Organism: Periconia digitata
Lineage: Eukaryota; Fungi; Ascomycota; Dothideomycetes; Pleosporales; Periconiaceae
Source: the annotation of a GenBank genome assembly
CCCUGCACUUACUACGUGAAUGCCGCCCGGAAUGUGCCCAUUGACCACUGCAAUCAACGGGUAAGCCAGACACUUGCCAUAUACGGCAGUUUGAGGAAAGAGGAUUCUCGCUUUCACUACAGCAAUCAACAGGAAGUUUGGACAAAUUUUUACACCUCAUAUUUGCUUCUUCAUUCAACGCGUAUGACCCGUAUCUUUCGUCUGAGAUAGGAAGUUUGAAGAAAUUUUGACAUCCCAAAUUCACCUCUGCAUUCAACGCGGGUGACCUCUACUGAUCGUGUGAGAUAGGUGUGCAAUGGGGUUGAAAUGUGGUGGUUGCCACCGCAAUCAAUGGGUGAAUCGUUGAGUUACUGGAUUAGGAAGUUUGGAGCUGGGGUCGAACUUGGACUUGGACACCGGCCGACAACGCUAAUCACAGGAUUAAAUCAUUGCGAUUCUGUGCGGCACGGACAGUUGGUACUGUAA